Molecule: messenger RNA, 2392 nt
Organism: Phyllopteryx taeniolatus (common seadragon)
Lineage: Eukaryota; Metazoa; Chordata; Actinopteri; Syngnathiformes; Syngnathidae
Product: major histocompatibility complex class I-related gene protein-like
Exons: 9
Coding region: 195-1502 (435 amino acids)
Biological process (GO): immune response
Cellular component (GO): external side of plasma membrane
Source: RefSeq, a predicted model, not a curated record
UGGUUGGAAACCAAAGCAAUGUGGGCGCACCCACAAACAAGGAAGUCAAAUGCUUAUUUCCGAGUUGCCCUACAUGCACCGAACGCGAGCGAGAGAGCGACAAACGUCGCCGACGAUUGCGUUGGACGGACCCAACUCGAUCCAAUUCGACUUCAUUUACAUGCAAGCUGGCGGCGGCGUUGGCCAAUUCCGAUAUGUUUUUUUUCGUCGUUAGUAUUCUGUUCGACGCUGCAAAGGUCAUAAACGCCGACACCCACAGCCUGAUGUACAUCUACACGGGGCUGUCAGAGGGGGCGGCGCUCCCGGCGGGCACCCACCGGUUUACAGCCAUGGGCCUGCUGGACGGUCACGUGAUCGACUACUACGACAGCGGCGCCAUGAAGAAGGUCCCCAAGCUGCCGUGGAUGGCCGCGGAGUUGAGCGCCACCUACUGGCAGCAGGGCAGCCAGUCCCGGAGGAGCAAACAGCAGUGGUUCAAGGUCAACAUGGCCAUCCUGCUCAAUCGCAUGCAACACAACCGCUCGGACGUGCACGUCCUCCAGUGGAUGCACGGUUGCAGCGCCGACCUGCGUCCCAACGGCAGGGCGGCCUUCCGCGCGGGCGUGGACACGUACAGCUACGACGGCCUGGACUUCCUGUCCUUCGACUACAAGCGCGCCGAGUGGGUGGCGACGGCCCCCGCGGCGCUGGAGACCAAAAGGAGGUGGGACGACGUGCAGCUCCUCAAGGACUACACCCGCGCCUACCUGGACAAGGAGUGCGUCACCUGGAUGAGCCGCUACCUCCGCUACCAGCACGAUCGAGCGGAGCGCGUGCCGCCGCCCACCGUCGACAUGUUCGCCAGGAAGACGCGCGCCAAGAGCACGCUGCUGCUGACCUGCCUCGCCAGCGGCUUCGGCCGCAAGGACGUCGGCCUGGAGAUCCGCCGGAACCGCCGCACGCUGACCAAGGAGGACGGCGUGACGUCCACUGGCGCGCGGCCCAACGAAGACGGGACCUUCCAGAGGCGGGACAGCGUGGAAGUCCUCGAGAGCGACGCCGCCGACUUCACGUGCCUCCUCCGGCAUCGCCUGUCCGGACUUCACGUGGAAGCGCUUUGGGAUCACGAGAUCUUGAGCCCCUCCGGCGUUAACGUGGGCGUCGCCGUGGGCGUCGCCAUCGGCGUCGGUGUGGCGGGACUUCUCGGCGCCAUUUUGCUGGUCUGGCUCGUGCGCAGGAAGUGCAAAGACGGUGCAGCUCGCGAGGCCACACCCCCAGAAUCAGUCCAAGAGAAGAGUUUGCGGCUGCUGGAGCGCGAGGAAGCCGCCGAGAUGGGCGCCGGCCAGUCUUUGGAAUCUUGCAGCACUUCCGACUCAGGCGUGCCUUCCGAGGACUCGCUUGGCAACAACCCGGGUAAGAUCCUCCCCGUUGGCUUCGGCAAUCGUUGGGCUAACAGAAGCCUAACGAUAACUUCAUCAGUGUGGGCGGGAUCAACAUCAGCCCGUCUCACAGUGAACAUUUAGGACCAAAUCAACACUCAACGACCUUCUAAAACGAGUAAAAAUCCAUUUUUGAGGACAAAGCGAUUGACCAAAUGUUUUGACAUUAUCAUCGACAAAUCAAAACAAGAUCGAAUCGUCUGUCGGAGACCAGAUGCAAUCAGAAGUCAUUUUAUUUGAAGAGGUGGGAGAAGUUGACAAAAGGACCAAUCAGAAUUGACGUCGGCUUCGUGAAGUUUGAAAGGCGCGGAAUGGCAUUUUCGAAGCACAAGACCAAUUUGCAGAGACUUUACAGUCCAGUUGUCCCCAAAUCCACGUCCGCAGUACUGGAGGCUGACACGGGAGAGGACUUUGACUCCGGUCCGGUCCGGUCCCGUCCCCUCCCCUCCCAUCCCAUCCCACUCCCGUCCUUUUUUUCUGCCAGUCAAUCCUGCUCGGUUGUUGGGAAUGCGUAUAACGAUAUCAGGUGAUGCUCGUGCCCAAUCGUGUGAUUAAUAGUGAAAUUCGCUCCCAUCCCGCGGGACCCGGCGGGGAUCCCGAAAAAGGGUCCGCCUCUAAUCCAACGCGCGUAAAAUCAUUCAGAAUAAGUCUUUUGUCGAUCAUUUAGCGGCACGCACAAACGUUGUAGUCCGCUCUUUUGCUAACUAGCUUGAUGUGAACGAAGGUCGCGGUCGACGCUUUCUGUCGGUGGACGAUGACGUGCGCGUGUUGCUGUGGCAGGUGGCAGCAGACGGGCACGUCUGUCACACGGCCAGAGAUCGGAGUUUCUAUUAUUCUGAUGUUUUUCUUUCGGAUUCAGGGAGGGCAGGUCUGAUGGCCUUGUAGCGUAUGCACUUUUUUCUUGCAAUCUUUCGAUUUUUGCACUAACCCUAACUGCUGAGUUUUACGGGCAAAUAAAUGUUUGGUCCAAAUAA